UUUGAUUUUAUUUUCCUGAAUCAGAUGAGCACAUCGAUCACCAUGUCAUUGGAAAUGAUUCAACAUUGUAAUGGUCACGAGGAUGCUAUGGAUGCCUUUUUGUUGGGCUCAUCGUCAUUAAUUAGCAUGGUAAAACUGCUUUUGCAUCGCGUAUAUUGGAGACAAAAAUCCAUUUUGGUAAAAUCGAUCAUUCAUGAUUGGACUUAUGUAAAAAACUCUCGCUCUCGCGAUAUCAUGCUAAAGUAUGCGCGUAUAGGCAAACUGGGUUCCUCGAUUUUUUUCUAUUUCGGUUGUGCAUCAGUCAUAUCCUUUGUCUCCAGUGUCGUGCUUGCCAAUAUUGAUUUGUUCUGGAUCUCUGAAAAGCAGACUUUUAAUGAAACGUAUGAAAGAAAACUAAUGUUAGCGGCCUAUUGCGUUUUUGGAAAGUACACAUCUUUUUUCGCUUACUGUGCCAUUGAAGCCUUGCAGUUUGUACAGAUCGUCGUUAACGGCAUCUCGCAGUGCGGGAACGAUGGGUUCUUCUUCGAUCUUACAAUGCACAUGUGUGGACAAUUUGCAAUUCUUCGAAUGAACUUCACUAAAUUGGCUUGCGAAGAAUUUUCCUACCGCAGCAAACUCAAUAUUUUGUUGAAGAGACAUUAUCAGCUCAUAUGUCUAUCGUAUUAUUUAGAGAGAGCAUUCACCAUGGUUAUCUUGGCACAAGUUUUAAUGAGCGUCCUUGUCUUAUGCGUCGAAGGUUUUCUUUUACUUCUUUCAAUUGAAAUGAACGAUGCUUUAACUGCCGCAAAACAUAGUGUCUUCAUUCUUUCACUGUUGAUGCAACUUUUUCUUUAUUGCUUCGCUGGACAAACUUUGGAAUUCCAAUCGAAAAGAUUAGCCUAUGCAAUUUAUGAAUCACCAUGGUAUAAUUUUGACAUAAGCAUGAUGAAGACUUUACCAUUGAUAAUUCUCCGAGCAACUAAUCCUCAGCAGCUAACUGCAGGGAAAUUUGUAGCAAUAAAUUUUAUGACUUUUAAAGAAAUUUUAAAGGCUUCCGCCUCGUAUUUAUCUGUACUAAGGGUAAUGAUUAAAACGUGAGUUAAAACUCUUUUAAAAAAGGUAGAUUGUCUGAUUUUUAAAAUUUAAUUAUAUAGUUAAUAUUUCUAAAAAAAUUGUUGUAAUUAAUUGUAAAACUAAUUGUAAAACUAAUUGAUAAACAUUUUACUGUAAAUAAUAACGAAUAAAGACAUGUAGUUUGAUGAAAAUUUACAUCAAUUUUAUGAUAAACUUACAUUAAUAUUAUGUUUAUUAAAAUAUGUAUAAAUAUAAAUGUAUUAUAUAAAAAAUAUUCAGAACAAUUAAAAAGAAAAACUUAGGAUCAACAGUUAACAAAUUUACGAUUUGUACAUUCAAAUCAAUUUUUUUAAGGUCUUUUAUAUCAUCUCUAUAUACAGUAUACACCAAUAAUGACUUACAUUGGCAUGGUUUUCAAAAUUAUUUUUGGCAUCUUAUUAUGGUUUAUAUUUUCUGCAGUACCUGUGGUAGAAAUGAGUAUGAAAGUAAGAGAAAGAAUGUGAAGAUAUAUACACCAAUCACUUUUUACACUAUUUUGCUGGCAAAAGAAACGUUCUGCGCAAAUUAAUAGAACAUGAAUUCCGUGUAAUGAUUAGUUAGUAUGGCACUUGGAAAACUUACAAUAACGUCUGAUAAAAAUCAAACAAUCGUAAAUUAG
This is a messenger RNA of Monomorium pharaonis (pharaoh ant), 1711 nucleotides long. Its product is annotated as odorant receptor 22c. Lineage: Eukaryota; Metazoa; Arthropoda; Insecta; Hymenoptera; Formicidae. Gene Ontology annotation, cellular component: plasma membrane. Gene Ontology annotation, biological process: sensory perception of smell; detection of chemical stimulus involved in sensory perception of smell. Bases 25 to 1077 code for a protein of 350 amino acids. Gene Ontology annotation, molecular function: odorant binding; olfactory receptor activity. The transcript has 2 exons. The record is from RefSeq and is a predicted model, not a curated record.